GCGCCCAAUCAGUGACUCUCCACUUGCCGUACGCUUCAGUUGCUGCCGCUCUCCACAUCAUCAACAUGGGACUCGAGAAACUUUUACCCUGCACCGUGAAGCUUUCCAAUAUUUUGGCCAAGUCCGGUCACGAUGUGCUCUGUGUGAUUGACCGGGCUGUGCCCGCCGAGCUGGCUGACGUCUUUGAGGAGCAUCGGUCCUUCGACAAGGCUUUCGACAGCGUCGUCUCCUGCUUCAAGUCUGCGAAUCUCGACGUGCCCGUCAUCUAUGCGCCCGUAGAGGAGCUAACGGACUAUGCGGAUGUGCGCAGCUAUCAGAAGGCGGCAGCUCAAUCGCUACAGAGAGCCAUCAAGGCUGGCUUCCAGGCGCCACUUUUGGUGGUGCCCCAAAGCAAGCGCUUUUCCCAGGCGGAGCUGUGCACGGUCCUUGGGGCUCUCGAGGAGCUUUAUGUGCCCAUUCAGUUGCGUGAGGAUGUCCCAUCGAAGAAGCAGCGCAUCAAUUCGCUCUCCGUGCUGAUCAACAAUCCCAAUGCUGAGAAGAUCAUGCAGGAGGCGUUGGUCCUGGAAUCGGGUCGUCUCAUUGCACGCGACAUCGGAGGUGGAGAUCCGGAGCGCAUGGCCCCACCACUUGUGGAGGCCUACAUUAAGCCGUUGUUUGCCAAUCUGUCCGUCAAUGUGAUCGACGAUGUGGACGUGAUCAACAAGGAGUAUCCGCUGUUCGCAGCUGUCAACCGUGCUGCCCAUACAGUGGAGCGCCAUCAGGGACGCAUUAUCUACCUGGAGUAUAAGCCGCCCAAUCCGGCGCGCAAGACUGUUAUGCUGGUGGGCAAGGGCGUCACCUAUGAUACGGGCGGUGCUGACAUCAAGGCCGGAGGCGUCAUGGCCGGCAUGUCGCGGGACAAGUGCGGAGCAGCAGCUGUGGCCGGCUUCAUGCAAGUGGUUAGCGAGCUGAAACCGAAGGACAUCCAUGUGAUUGGCGCCCUCUGUCUGGUGCGCAACUCCGUGGGCGAGGAGUGCUACGUGUCCGACGAGCUGAUUACCUCGCGGGCAGGCGUCCGCGUGCGGAUCGGAAAUACGGACGCUGAGGGUCGCAUGUGCAUGGCCGAUGUGCUCUGCCGCAUGAAGGAGCUGGCCAUCGAGGGCAAUCUGCCCGAUCCGCAUAUCUUCACCAUUGCCACGCUGACGGGCCACGCCUUCAUCUCGGCGGGCGAGGGUCAAUCCAUCAUUGUGGACAACAGUGUGGCCGCCAAGGAGGAUCACGCUCGCAAGCUGCAGGCCGCUGGCCAGGCCUACGGUGAACCCUUCGAGGUCUCUGUGCUGCGGCAAUGCGAUUUCGAUUUCAAUGCCGCCAAAGCCAGGGGCGAAGAUGUCGUCCAGGCCAACAAUGCGCCGUCCGUGAAGACUCCGCGCGGUCACCAAGUGCCCGCCGCCUUCAUGAUAAAGGCCACAGGCCUCGACAAGCAUGGCGUCAACUCUAAGCAGCCCCUCAAAUACACCCAUCUGGAUAUCGCUGGCAGCGCUGGCGAGUAUCCCAACAUGCCCACUGCUGCGCCCAUCGUAGCGCUGGUCAAGACCCAUCUGGUCGACUAGACGAGCGUCAGCGACUCCCGAGGGGCAUUUAUCAGACUUAUAGCAAUGCGCCGUACUUAUCCUUAUGUAAUCAAUGUAUGCAUCACAUCUAUAUUAAUGUUCGUGUGAAUAAACGCUUUUGUAACUAAUGA
Molecule: messenger RNA, 1720 nt
Organism: Drosophila navojoa
Lineage: Eukaryota; Metazoa; Arthropoda; Insecta; Diptera; Drosophilidae
Gene: Dip-B
Product: Dipeptidase B
Biological process (GO): proteolysis
Cellular component (GO): cytoplasm
Molecular function (GO): manganese ion binding; metalloaminopeptidase activity
Source: RefSeq, a predicted model, not a curated record